Diaporthe amygdali is the source of this 1578-nucleotide messenger RNA. Its product is annotated as romatic-l-amino-acid decarboxylase. Lineage: Eukaryota; Fungi; Ascomycota; Sordariomycetes; Diaporthales; Diaporthaceae. Gene Ontology annotation, molecular function: carboxy-lyase activity; pyridoxal phosphate binding. Gene Ontology annotation, biological process: amino acid metabolic process. Bases 1 to 1578 code for a protein of 525 amino acids. The transcript has 2 exons. The record is from RefSeq and is a predicted model, not a curated record.
AUGGACAGCCGGGAGUUCAAGGACGCCGCAAAGGCGUCAAUCGACCACAUUGUCGACUACUAUGAGAACAUCACAGACCACAGCGUCGUCUCGCAGGUCGAGCCUGGCUACCUGCGCAAGAUGCUGCCCGAGUCGCCGCCGCAAGAGGGCGAGGCUUGGGAUGUGAUCCGCAAGGACCUCGACAGCAAGAUCGUGCCGGGCCUGACGCACUGGCAGUCGCCCAACUUCUUCGCCUUCUUCCCCUGCCCGGCCUCGUACCCCUCGCUGCUGGGCGAGCUGUACUCGGCCGCCUUCACCGGCGCCUGCUUCAACUGGAUCUGCUCGCCCGCCGUCACCGAGCUCGAGACCAUCGUGCUCGACUGGGUCGCUCAGAUCAUCGGCCUCCCGCCCGCAUACCACUCGACCGGCCCCACCCGCGGCGGCGGCGUCAUUCAGGGCUCCGCCAGCGAGGCCGUCCUGACCAUGAUGGUCGCCGCCCGCGAAAAGUACCUGCGCGACACCCUGCCCACCCCCGGAUCCGUCUCCGAGGAGGAGCUCGAGGACCUCGACAUGCGGAAGCGCAACAGGCUGGUGGCUCUGGGCAGCGCCGCCGCCCACUCAUCCACCAAGAAGGCCGCCAAGAUCCUGGGUGUGCGGUAUGCCGCCGUGCCCGUGUCGGCCGAGACUAAUUUCGCCAUGACGGGCGAGGCCCUUAGGACCACCCUUGAGGGGCUCAGGGCCAAGGGACUGGAGCCCUUCUUCCUAACCGCCACGCUCGGCACGACGGACACGUGCGCCGUGGACGACUUUGGCGCCAUCGCGGACGUCCUGGCCAAGUUCAGUGGGUCAACCACCAACGGCACAACCACCAACGGCACGACCACCAACGGCGAGGGUGGAAUCCCGCCCGCGAGGAAGGGCGAGGUCUGGGUGCACAUCGACGCGGCGUACGCGGGGUCGGCGCUGGUGACACCCGAGGCGCAGGAGGCGGUGGGCGUGCAGCACCUGGCGCACUUCCACUCGUUCAACUUCAACAUGCACAAGUGGCUGCUGACCAACUUCGACGCGUCGUGCGUCUUCGUGGGCAACCGCGCGUGGCUCGAGGAGGCGCUCAGCUCGGAGCUGCACGUCUACCGCAACACGUACAGCGACGGCGGCCUGGUGACCGACUACCGCAACUGGCAGAUCCCGCUGGGCCGGCGCUUCCGCUCCCUCAAGGUCUGGUUCGUGCUCCGCAACUACGGCGUCGCCGGCCUCCAGCGCUACAUCCGCCGCGGCGUCGCCCAGGGCGAGCUGUUCGCCGGUUGGCUGCGGGAGCGGGCCGACCUUUUUGAGAUCCUGACCGGCCCCGCGUUCGCGCUGACUGUGUUCCGGCUCGCGCCGCGAGGGGUGGAUAGCGACGAGCGCAGGAGCGAGCUCACCCGCGCGCUGUACGAGGAGGUCAACAGGUCCGGCAAGCUGUGGGUGACGAGCACGGUGCUUGACGGGAAAUUCGCCAUCAGGGUGAUGACGGGCAAUAUCACGACUGAGGAGCAGCAUGUCAAGGCGGCGUUUGAGCUGAUUCUUGCUACUGCUGAGAGGGUUGUGAAGGGAAAUUAG